Symbiodinium necroappetens is the source of this 3969-nucleotide messenger RNA. Lineage: Eukaryota; Dinophyceae; Suessiales; Symbiodiniaceae. The record is from the annotation of a GenBank genome assembly.
ACCACCGCCAUGGUGUCCGGUCCGGUCGAGCCGGCCCUCCGUCGCCACUGUGGUCUCCUGGUAACCGCGCUGGCGUUCCUUGGUGACCUGCAUCUGCGGCCCGGGAAAACUUUCAUGGAGGCGUUUAUCAGCACCGCCACCGCCGCUCCGCUGGAUGCUACACUGCGGCCGCCCUCCCUGCAGGAGGCUCUGUCUGCCGAGAAAGCCGUCUGGGCCGCCAUCGCAGGCCUCAUGCGGGACGAAAAGUGGUCCCUGUCCGACGCUCUCCACGAGGUGUCCGUCACACGUCACAUGCUGCCCACGUUGUUGUGCGCCCGUCCCCGGACCAUGACUGCGCCUCCGUUCCGGGACACACCUGGCCGUGGGUCCGGUGCCGCCCCUUCCACCGACCGGCCUGAUCCUCCUGGGGACCGGCCGCCCAAGAAGCCCCGCAAAGAGACGCCCACUGGUGGCAAACCGAAGGCUACGCCCAAAGGUGCUGCUACCGGUUCCGGCAAGAAGCCCGUCUCCGAAUUGUGGGACUCAUCCUGGGCGGCCGAAGAUGAGUCCGGCCGUGAAAUUUGCAAGCGAUUUGUCUUGGGCCGGUGCAAGCUCUCGUCCUGCAAAUUCUCUCACACCUGUCCGAUCAUGAUGCCCUCCGGCAAGCCGUGCGGACAACGGCACACCGUGAUUCCUCAGACUGAUGGCGAUUCGGCACCCGAUUCCGUUUCCGCCCCAGAUCGCAUUGACCGCUCUCGGUCUCCGCGCCGACCUCUGCUGCGCUUUUCCUGGUCCUUCGCCCCUCCUUCCGCCCCUCUUCGCAGUGGCCGCCCUUUGCACCCGUGUGCUUUGGCUCCUGCGGGAACGGCUCCACCCGCGGUUGAGCCGACCCUGCCACUUCCCCCUGCUCCGGUUCCACAACCGUCCCCAUCUCACAAGCGUGCGGCUUUGCAUGCGGUGCCCCUUCCGGGCCUCUCCGCUCCUUCCCCGGGUGGUGACACCCCCCCUGGUCUUUUUCUGGACUUGUUCUCUGGGGCAUCCGCUCCGCUAUCCGCGGCUAUUGCCCAGCUGGGUGGGGACCGCAUAUCACCUAUUGACUCAUUGCAUGGCGAGCAAAUCGACCUUUGUUGCCCGCGGCAUCAGGCGUCCUUGCGCCGGCUGUGUUCAUCAGGAUUUAUCCGUGUGGUGUGUGCUGCUCCGCCAUGUGCUAGCUUCAGUCGUUCCCGCCUCCGGCCCGGUGGCCCCCCUGCCGUCAGGACUCCCUCGCACCCGGGGGGCAUUCCCAACCCAACUCGGCGGCAGCAAGACGAGCUUUCUCGCUCCGAUGAACUGCAUUCCUUUACACGUGACCUCCUCUCUCUUGUUCUUCUUCAAGGGGGGAUUGUGGUCCUUGGAAAUCCCACCUCCAGUCUGCUGUGGCUGACGUCCGAAUGCCAGCAUUGGAUCCGUCAUCAUGCACUUUCUGCCACGCAAGUUGCGGCAUGCGCGCAUGGCCUGUCCGCUCUUAAAUCAUGGACGUUCGUUUCGAACCUGUCCGAUUUGUCGAAUCUUGCUGCACUUUGCCCGCGCCGCCCUGGAUUCCACCCGGCCCUCUCCGGUCGUCGUGAUUCCUCUGGCCAAUUCCUUACGAGGCACACCGCUUGUUGCCCUGCAUCCUUGUGUGCGGACCUUGCGUCGAUUCUGGUCCCUUUCUUAUCCUGCGACAACCGUUUGGUGUCUUUCCUGGAGUGGGAAACUUCUUUGCUUCCGCCUCGUUCCUCUUGGCCCGUUCCACCGUCCCGUGUUGAGGAUGGUGCUGGUUCUGUGUCUACUGCUUCCUGGGCGGUCCCGUCCGGCCCCAACUGUUUUGCUUCACUCCGCAAAACCUGGACUUCCCGCAUUCUGUCGGGUGACUUCCUUGCCAAGUUUCGCGCCAAUGUCGCUUCCGGUGCCAAACACCCGCCAAUUUCCGAGCCUGACUUGGCCCCUUUCCUUUUGGAUUUGCGGUCGUGCCUGGGUCUCUCUGAGGCCGAUUUUCAGCAGAUUCUGCGUGUUCCGCCCGGCCAACCCUUCCGCCUCUUUCUGCUUAAGGCCCUUCUGUCCGUGGCUCAGGACCCGGAUGUUGACUUCAUCGACUUGCUCGUGUCGGGGGUUCCCUUGGGCGUGGAUGAACCUAUGCCGUCGUGUCCAUCCUUGUUUCCUGCACCGCCUGCACCGGAGCCGGACAUGGACUUGACUCACUGCGAGUCUUCUUGGGGGUCCGCUCUGUCUGACCCUUCUACCGUUGACCGCCUGUUACAAGCCGAGGUCUCGGAAGGUUGGAUUGCCGAGAUCCCGGGUGGACUUGCUACUCUGAAGCGCCAGUAUAGCCGCUCCGCAGUGGGCAAGCUUGGCCUUGUGAAGGCUCCGGACCGGGAUCCGCGCCUGGUGGUUGACAGCAGUGUCUCCGGCGUCACGGCGCACACCCACCUUCCGAACAAGUCGGCCAACCCUACCAUCACCGGUCUCCGGCGCUGCCUGCCGUGCCGCACCUCCCUUGAGCGCUUAUUUGCACUUGUCCUUGAUGUCAGCAAAGCGCACCGGCGUAUUCUCAUCCGCUCUUCCGACCGGGGACUUCUUUGCUUCUUUCACCGCCGGAAGCUGUAUCAAUGCCUCACGUUGAAUUUCGGCGCCAGGGCCUCUGGAUACUAUUGGGCGCGUGUCGCCGGCCUUCUGUCCCGCCUUCUGCACCGCCUGCUUUUCGUCCGGCACGCCCUUCUUAUCUAUGUUGACGAUUUGAUAUCGUUGUUCUCCGGGCCGUCCGCUCCGGUAUGGGCCGCAAUCAUGUGUGUGCUCCUUCUUCUGCUUAGGGUGCCCAUGAGUUGGCAUAAGGCCUAUCUCGGUUGCCGUCCGUCCUGGAUUGGCUGGUCUAUGGAUUUUGACUCCAUGUCCGCUACUCUGGAAGCACCUAAACUGGCCCGCUUACGUGACCUUCUGGCCCUGGUUACUCGCUCUGACUCUGUGCCCUUGCACCUUUUGAGGAAACUUGCCGGGAAACUUCUCUGGGUUUGUUCCCUUUUCCGCCCUUUCCGCCCGUCUCUGGGUCCACUGUACCGCGACCAAGGGCUUCCGCCUCUGGUGCACGUUGCCGUGUCUCCGGACCUGUGGGCUUCUUUCCGGUCCGGCCUGUCUGAUGACCUCCGCUUACAGCACGAUGUAGGACUCUCUAGUUGUCCAAAAGGGUGCACCUUAGUCUCCGUCGGUAACCUUAAGCCUACCUGCCUGGCGGACGUCCCGCGUGCCUUUGCUGGGGAGCGCAGAACUUGGAUCUCCGUCCGCAUGCCACCUGACAGCGAUCGCAAGCUAUCGUCCGAAUCUCAGGAGAUCCUUCGCAUGUGGCAGUCUUGCCUCUCCGGUGAUGUCCCGACGUUUGCUCUUUCUUUAGCCCCUCUGCUGCAAUGCGAGGCUUUUGCCGAUGCCUGUGCCGACUCACGCUCCGCUGGCCUUGGAGGAUAUGUUCGCUUGGUGUCCGGCCGAUGCGUGUGGUUUCGCCGAACCUUCUCCGCUUCCGAGCUGGCGUCACUGUUCCCUUGGUUCGCUGAACAGUCCGCCCCGCAGAAAUUCAUUGCUGCGUGGGAGCUUCUGGGUCAGCUGGCUCUCGUCUGGUGUGUUGCUCUGCUCAUUCCGGCCGGACACCCUCCGGUCCACUUUAUCAGCAGGUGCGAUAAUGCCCCGUCCGACUCUGCCUCGUGGAAGGGCAUCUCCACGGCCCGCGGCCUUUGCUCCCUACUCCGCACAUACUUUUCCUGGCAGAGGCACUUUUGUGUUAGCACCUACAUCGAUCACGUUCCGGGAUUCCGCAACAAGGUAGCGGACGGUCUUAGCCGCUCCGCAUCCCCGUCUGAUCUUGGCAUGACUGCUUCUGAUGAGGUGCUGAUCCCAUGGGAAUUACUGUCCGCACCGCCGCGCCCACAGUAUUUUCCUCCUUCUGCCUGGUCGGCGUCUGUUUUUCCGGCUGCACGUCCGGGCUAG